ACGAGAAUAUAACACCUAAAAUAAGACGGUGAGAUAGGAGUAUUUUGUUUGUCCGGACGUUGAGAAAAGGUCUAUAUAAGCUCUCAUUCUUUAGGAAGAAGAACAGCACAACUCAAAAGAGUAUAACAUUGAGAUAAGUAAAAAGGUGUCUUAGAGAGGCAUGAGUAUGGAUCUAGCAGUGGUAGACUAUGGUUCGUACAAGACGAGACCAUCAGCGCUUCUGAACUCUGUGUUUAUGACGACUGUAAACGCAGCGGCAAAGACUCUUGUGGCGGUGGCAUCAAAUGCGAAGGCAGCAGACCAGCAAUCGGAAAAGUGGAGACCAGCAGACCACAUGAGGUUCAUGUUGAUGCUCAUGACUUGGUUGGCUGUUUGGGUUCUUAGGGUAUUAAUGGAUCACUGUCCUUUUGCUACUGGUUCUUCCUAUUCACUUGAUGGGACUUCUUCCUCCCUUGAUCUGAUGACGCUGCCAUCUUCUUCAACUGGGACUUCUUGUUUUGAUUUGGUGCUUCAUGAUGAUUCUAGUAUACAAGCUCCUUCUGCUAGAGCACUUGGUAGAGCUCUCACUCAUAUACUAGUGUUGCUAAAUGAGAUUCCAGCCUCCUCGAGGAAGUACCAGUUUGCACUUGGGAUGGCCGACAAGAUCGUAGAUGAGAACACCAGAUGCGGACACUUAGAGAUGCUCCAAGUCAAUCGUGCUGCCCUGGCUUCAGCAUUUGCGCGUACAUCUGGACUUUUGUAUAGCUCUUUAAAGAGGCCCCGUAUGUCGGAGGAUUCAGGGACGUGGCCUUCACGCAUUCUUCGAUCCCUCCCUUUGGGAUCUUUUGUGGUGUCGUCACUUAAAGGUCUUGGCACAUUUUUCCCAUGGGUGGGAAGUGCCACGAGCCUCUUGCAGAAUAAGAGGCAGGUGGCUGUUCGUGUUCAUGAGGAGAGUGUGAAUGACUUGGCAGCUGAGAAACAUGCGCAGGAGUUGCUCUGGAUAACAAGUAAGAUGGUUGAGUGUGGUGCUGUGGAUGAAGCUUUGGUGCAAUGGAGUCUAUCUUCUGGCUUGGCUUCUAUUUCUCUCUCGUCUUAUCCCAGGGUGCAAGGAUUCAUUGUCAAGAUCACAGCGAUAUUAUUUGCAGAGCUUAACAGAGUUAAACAUGAAGUUCCAAGGCAAGUGAAAUUCAACAUACUGGUGAUUUGGCUUCCGUUAUUGUGUUAUGCAGAUAACGGACUUUCAUAUCCAGUAUUGACGGGAUAUGAGAAGGCCGAGAUGGAGAAGACAAUGAACGAAUUGAUAUCUACGCUACCUACCAUCGAUCAAGAGGUUAUUCUCGCCAACUGGCUGCAAGAUUUCACGACGACAUCUUCGGACUGGCCAAAUCUCCAUAGGUCAUAUGACUUAUGGACUCAUUCUACUCGCGAGUUCAUUUCAGGAGAUGCGCAUGAAGGAGGGCAACUUUGUGUCUUCUAGUAUCUAGUGUAAUGUUUCGGAAUAUGUAAUAGUUGUACGUAGGAUCUAAGUUUUUCGGUUAAGAAUCGGGGGUUAAAUUUGUACGUAUCAUCUGAACAAAAGUGUCAUUUGGUAGCUUAGUGCACUCGAGUUCAGUUUUCACUUUUGGUCAAACUCUUAGUUUUAGGUGGCUAUCCUUGAUGUUCUUUAGCGGUUGCAUCUCCUUAUAAUUAAAUAAAAAUCUACCUAUAUAU
Messenger RNA from Capsicum annuum, 1689 nucleotides. RefSeq lists its product as uncharacterized. The coding region runs from base 161 to 1456 and encodes 431 amino acids. NCBI's taxonomy places the organism in Eukaryota, Viridiplantae, Streptophyta, Magnoliopsida, Solanales, Solanaceae. The transcript has 3 exons. The record is from RefSeq and is a predicted model, not a curated record.